AGACAACAAUGAACGCGUUGGCUAUAUUGCUUUUUGCCGUGGCCGCUGCCGUUCAGGCGCUGCCCCAGUAUGCGACGCUACACCGCAAUCUUACUCCUAUGGUGAAGACAAAGCCACUUGUGCCUGGACACCCAAAGGCUGAAAAGGCUGCUGGCCGCAUUGUAAAUGGCGCCCCAGCCUCACUCGGCCAGUUCCCACACCAGGCGUCCUUGAUCAUUGACUACGGCGCCAUGUGUGGUGGGUCGCUGAUCUCCGCCUCUGUCGUCCUAACAGCGGGGCACUGCGCCUCCGGGUUCAGCACGUGGGAGGUGAGGCUUGGACUCACCAGUCUCAGCAUUAUUGAGCCUAGCCGCGUGACCAUCGUCACCACGUCGGCGUCGGUGCACUCCGAAUACGACAUUGCAGUCCUCUUCCUGGGUACCAACGUCCCGCUAAACAAUUACAUCGGACUGGUGAACCUGCCUUCUCGCUCACAGGCGGGCAACAGCUUCGAGGGCCAGACCGCUACGGUCAGCGGCUGGGGCCUCAAUACCGACAACGGUGUCAUCCCAGACACGCUGCAGUACACGACACUGAACGUCAUGUCCAACACGCAGUGCAGCCAAUACUUCGGCGGUCCCAUCUACGACUUCACACUCUGCGCCAUCGGAUCCAGCGGACAGAGCACCUGCGGCGGCGACAGCGGCGGCGCGCUGGUGGUCGGCUCACAGGGAAGCUACACGCAGAUCGGGAUCGUCAGCUGGGGUUCGGGCAAGGGCUGUGCGAGCGGAGACCCGGCCGGCUUCACCAGGGUCACCUACUUCCUCGACUGGAUCUCAAGUACCGCCGGCAUCACCAUUCCGUAA
This is a messenger RNA of Schistocerca piceifrons (Central American locust), 845 nucleotides long. Its product is annotated as brachyurin-like. The coding region runs from base 9 to 845 and encodes 278 amino acids. Gene Ontology annotation, molecular function: serine-type endopeptidase activity. The record is from RefSeq and is a predicted model, not a curated record. Gene Ontology annotation, biological process: proteolysis. Lineage: Eukaryota; Metazoa; Arthropoda; Insecta; Orthoptera; Acrididae. The transcript has 7 exons.